Molecule: messenger RNA, 204 nt
Organism: Ostertagia ostertagi
Lineage: Eukaryota; Metazoa; Nematoda; Chromadorea; Rhabditida; Trichostrongylidae
Source: the annotation of a GenBank genome assembly
AUGACCAAUUGGACAGCAAUCAAUAACGCAUUGUUCAAAUGUGACUUCGUCGAAACGGAAUGCAAAUUGAAAAAUCAGACUAAACGAUAUAUUCAUAUGCAAAUAGCGGAGCAGAAGCCAACAACAGAGACUCAUCUCAAUCCCAAAAAUAAUCCGGACGUCGUUUUGAUGGUGAUUGACUCCGUGGCUUCAACGCAACUGAUA